AGCUCACGUAAAUAUAGGGUUUGAGUAAAUAAAAAAUGUUGAUUCAUAUUUAGACAUGUGUAUGGUUGUAUUUCUAUUUAUCCCGGAUGAACAAUUCAUUCAAAACCAACAUAUGAAUGUCAUAACUCUUAUUAAUACACAACAUGUAAAAAUUAUCUGAGUAAAUCUCAGACAUUCGACUAACAAGCAUGAUUAAAUUGUCUGGAUGUGUCGUCAUAAUAAACAAGUGUUUCUCGUAACCUCUAUACGUAAAGGAUGAAAUAAGUCCAUGAGUGUUUGAUAAAUGCAAAAGAAAGAGGCCGAUGGCUUCACGGUCAUCCUAUACAAGAGAAGAUGGUUUUCGCUACUGAUAUUUUGUCUGUGUUCAUUUGGGAAUGCUUAUCAGUGGAUUCAUUUGAAUAUAAUUUCUGAUAUUGUUCUGUUUUUUUGGGAUGCUUCUAUUCCAGGGUCAUCUGUAGAUACCAAGACUAUAUCUGUAGAUUGGUUGUCAAUGAUUUAUAUGCUCGCCUAUAUUCCAUUGAUAUUUCCUUCUAAUUGGAUACUGAAUAGAUGGGGCCUGCGUGUAACUCUGCUAGUUGCUUCAGCGUUGAAUGCAGUCGGUGGUUGUAUUAAAUGUAUAGCGGGUGCAGUUACGUAUGAAACAACGUUUGGACAAUCUAAUAAAUCUAUUCCAUUCAGUAAUAAACUUGGUUUUCCAAUACUUAUGGCUGGACAAACUAUUUGUGGAAUAGCUCAAUCCGGUAUAUUGGGUAUACCAGCCCACUUAGCAGCAGUUUGGUUUGGAGUGAAUGAAGUUUCAACGGCUACUGCACUUGGUGUAUUCGGGAAUCAACUUGGUGUUGCAUUUGGUUUUCUAGUACCACCACUUAUUUUACCAUCGAUACCGUAUAGUUCAAAUGGAACUAAUCAAAUUGAUCCAACAACAGAUAUGAAUGAAUUAUUCAAUAAAAUUAAACAUUAUAUGAUGAUUAUGCUGUAUUUUAGUGCUGCUUUAAAUAUUCUUCCAUUUGUAUUUGUAUUGUUUGGUUUUCGUGCAAAACCUAAAACUGAACCAAGUUUAGCACAAUAUAAACGUAGUGGUUCAUCGGUUAUUCACAAAUUACAUGUAAAUGAUCAAUUAUCCAUUGAUAACAAACCGUCAAAUGGAAUUCAUUCAAUAGUCAAUAAUAAUGGUCUACACGAAAAGAAAAACAAUAUUGAUAAAGAAUUCUAUACAAAAUCAUUAGACGCUGAUCAACAAUAUCCAGCGCUUAGUCCAAAUGAACAUUCAAUAUCAUCAACAAAACAGGAUACCCUAAAUACAAAUGAUUCAAUAAUGAAUAAUUUUAUUAUUAAUAUUGAUGAUAAAAAUGAUAUCAGUAGUAUAGAUAAUUAUUCAUAUCAAUCAUUACAAAAUAAUCCUAGAAAUGAAACUAUUUCAAUGGCAUUAAAACGUUUGUUUAAAAAUACUCCAUUCAUUUUAUUGUUUAUUAGUUAUGGUAUACUUACUGGUGUCUACUAUGCUGUUGGUACAUUAUUAAAUAGUAUUUUACUAGGAUAUUUCACAGUGAGUCAGUAUUUUUUUAUUCAAAUUGGUUUUCCAUGGUGGUCUAGGUUCAAUUGACUUAUGAUCUCAACUAUUGAAAUUACUACAAUCUCCAUAAAAUCCCUUCUGAUAUUAAUCAACAUAUGCUCACUAGUGACUGGCUUCAAGACGUAUAUCCUGGAGAUCUAGUGAGAAGCCGUGACCAGUGGAGUUCAACCACAUCUGUUGUGAAAUAGUAACUCACUGAAGACAAUGGUGGAUGUGUCGCUCAACUUCAUGGAUUAGUCGAAGUUAGACAUAAACACCUUAUGGAGGCCUACCGACUCAGUCGUCUAGUGAUAGGUCCUACCGAUAGGUCCUGGAUUCGAAUCCUACGAGGCAGGGUCGUGGAUUCGCGCUACUGAGGAGUUCAUAAGAGGACAGAACGACCGUUCAGUGCUUCAAGGUUUUCCAUGGUGGUCUAGCUUCAAUUGACUCAUGAUCUAAACUAUUGAAAUUACUAUAAUAUUCACAAAACCCCUUCUGAUAUUAUUAAAAAUUGAUUCACUAUUCUUUUUCAAAUACAUCAAAUGUUGGCCAAGAGGUUAAAGGCUUAUCAUAUGAACUAAAGGUCAUAGGUUCGAUAUCUGAUAGAAUUGUAAAUAUGUGUUUAUAGGAAGUCUCACAUUUGAAUGAAACAACUAUCCAAUUACUUUCUGAUUUUUAUAUGUUAUUUAACUAAGAUUAGUAUGUGAUAUGAACUGUGUAAUAUUAUACUGUAUUAACUUAUUCUCUUGCAUUAUUACAAAAUCUAAACUAUUCUCUAGACCUAUUAGUCACGGGGAUCACGAAUGCAUACUGCUGAGUAGGAGUCCUAUACUAGGAUGAAACAUCCAUCCAGGUUUUCCGUGGUGGUGUCUAGCUUCAAUUGACUCAUGAAUUCAAUUAUUAAUCUAUUACAAUCUCCACAAAACUCCUCUCUGUGAAUAUUCUCUAAACUUUGAAUAGUUUUCAUCACAUGGUAUACAAAUGUUUAUUAUUGUAUGUAAUAAACAUCGAGUACAUUGUAAUGAACAAUGAUACCAUUAUUGUACAUAUAAAAAUACCAAAUAACCAUGUGAUCUUUUAUGAGUACUGAAAUCAAUCUAAUUAAAUGUAAAACUUUCUUGUUUAUCUAAAUAAUUGUCAACUUUUAUUUAGAAUUAAGAUAAUCAUUUGAAUAGAUCAUUGUUAACAUGAAAGCCAGUAAUGAUGAUCGAAUGAUAUGAGAUUAAAUAAUACAAAGUAUCAAUUAUUCAGAAUUGUUCAAUAUAUCAACAAGUGUCAACUAAUUCGAAGUCUAAAUAUUUAGUUUCUUAUCACCUCAAAUUCAUCUAAUAUCCAUUUAAUAUACCUAUAAUAGUAGGUCACUUAACUAGAUUUCACAGAUUGAAAUCAUGAGUCAUUUGAAGCUAGACCACCAUUGAAAACCUGGAAGCACUGGACGGCCGUUUCGUCCUAGUAUGGGACUCCUCAGCAGUGCGCAUCCACGAUCCCGUACCAUGCGGGGCUCGAACCCAAGACCUACUGGCUUCGCGCGCGAGCACUUAACUAAUUGCCUACUUUGUAACGUAAGAUCAAUAGAUUAUUUCCAACAGGUUAAUUAGUAUAGUUGAUAUUGAAUACAUGGAAUGGCCGUUACAUGAAUGUUAGUAGUUUUCGUACAAUCAGUUACAAGAAGUCAUUAGUUAAAAUAAUAUUUUAUGGGGUAGAAAGGAUAUAUACUACGGACAAACUGGAAUCAGAAUUGAUGAACUUUGAAAAAUGCCUAAGAGACAAAUGUUACCCACAAAAAUUUAUUGAC
Messenger RNA from Schistosoma bovis, 3347 nucleotides. NCBI's taxonomy places the organism in Eukaryota, Metazoa, Platyhelminthes, Trematoda, Strigeidida, Schistosomatidae. The record is from the annotation of a GenBank genome assembly.